Molecule: messenger RNA, 1256 nt
Organism: Entrophospora sp. SA101
Lineage: Eukaryota; Fungi; Glomeromycota; Glomeromycetes; Entrophosporales; Entrophosporaceae
Source: the annotation of a GenBank genome assembly
UUUGUGUUGUUCGUACGCUUGCUACCACUGAUCAAGUUUACGAGACAAUUGACCGUUCAUGGGAAGCUUUUAAAAAAUGGAAAAAAGUCUCUGUUAAAGAACGAGCUAAAAUCGUUUCAAAAUUCAUUGAUGUUUUUGUAGCUAAAAAAGAUGAACUUACAAAAGAAUUAACAAUACAAAUGGGAAGGCCCAUUAAAUACGCUCCUGGUGAGAUUAACGGCACAGAAGAGCGAGCUAGGCACAUGGUUUCAAUUUCUGAAGAAAGUUUAAAAGAUUUUGAAUUGUCAGAUUCUGAUAAACCUGGUUUCAAAAGAUUUAUCAAGAGAGAACCACUCGGGCCAGUUCUUGUAAUUGCAGCUUGGAAUUAUCCUUAUCUCAUUUCAAUAAAUGUAGUUAUUCCUGCAUUGCUUGCUGGCAAUACUGUUAUUCUAAAGCAAUCAUCUCAAACUCCUUUAUGUGCUGAAAGAUACGCAGAGGCUUUUAAAGAAGCAGGUCUUCCUGAUGAUGUUUUUCAGGUAUUACACGUCUCCCACAGUGAUAUAGAAAAGGCCAUUCAACAUCCACAUAUUGCUUAUGUAAAUUUUACUGGAUCUGUUGAAGGCGGAAAUCAAAUUCAGAAAAGUGCCAGUGCUAGAUUUAUUGGCAUUGGGCUUGAAUUGGGUGGAAAAGAUCCUGCUUAUGUUCUACCUGAUUGUGAUUUAGAUUAUACAGUUGAACAGUUAGUUGAUGGUUCAUUUUUUAAUAGUGGUCAAUGUUGUUGUGCCAUUGAAAGAAUUUAUGUUCAUGAACAAAUUUAUGAUUCAUUUUUAGAAAAAUUUGUGGCAUUGACAAAGCAAUACAAACUAGGUAAUCCCCUUGAAACUGACACGACACUUGGCCCAAUGGUACGAGCAAAAGCAGCAGAUUUUGUUCGUGAUCAAAUUGAAGAUGCUGUAAACAAAGGAGCAAAAGAAUUGAUUGAUACAUCCUUAUUUAAGUUGGAUAAGAGAAAUACUCCAUAUAAAGCACCUCAAGUUCUCAUAGACGUUAAUCAUUCCAUGAGAGUUAUGACGGAAGAAAGUUUUGAUGAAGAAGCUAUUAACUUGAUGAAUGAUUCGGAAUUUGGUCUAACAGCAAGUAUUUGGACCAAAGAUGAAGAUGCAGCUUUAAGGAUCGGAAAUGAAAUUGAGACUGGUACUUGGUUCAUGAAUCGAUGUGAUUCUUGGGUCGGUGUCAAGAAUUCUGGACGUGGAUGUAGUUUGGUUAGUAAAAAUUAA